AAUAAGUAGUAGGCGCGGCCAUGCCUGAAUUUGUAAACAAAACUGUUUGUUUGGUAACGAUUCACAAAAUUAAAGUGAUGAGUAGAAGUUUAGUAAUUUAGGGGCUGUAAUUAGUCCUGAUAUCGUGCAAUUUAUUUGCGCAAACGUAUGUAAUGAGACUUAGCUUAUUUUUGAUAGGCCGCUCGGUAAAUUUUUGAUAUCGGCCUUGGCUCAUUCAAUUUUACGUUCUGCUAUUUAAUUACUUUCAAUCUGAUGCCGACGAGGAUGACGACCUUAAAAGGAAUUUUUCCCGACCCGAAACCGAUAAGAAGAAAAAACUUUAUUCAGGAGAAUGUUAAAAGUCUUCGACAAAUGGAGCAAUAUUUUCACAAUAAAGAUUUGGAAGAUCUUCAAAAUCUCCACAUUCACAAGCAAAGGGUCGUCAAUAAAUACCAAAAUAUCGGACCUAAAGUCAAGUCUGGUGCUCCAAAAUUAGAAGAUCCUUCCAAAAAAGUAGCAUCAAAGACAUCAGCUAACAAAGCAGAAAAAACUAAUCAAUCGGACCAAAAGCUAAGCAUUCCAGCUUUAUUUAGCAAAGGAACCACAUCUGCUAAAAAGUUAUACAGAGUACCAGGCAAUAGAAAUUCCGUGUCUUUUCCGAAGAAAACAGAAAAAAAUCGUGCUACUGGCAAAAUUGCUCUGGGUAAAAAUAAGCCAAAAGUACCUUCUGAUCCAAAUGUCUUGCAGAAUCAAUCACGGGACAAUGAAAAUAGUAAAGUUGUGGUUAAGUACAGAAAUCAGGGAAUUCAAACCAUGGAUGAUAGAAAUUUGGAUGAUUUGUAUGCCGAAGGUGUAAUCAGAUAUGCUACAAAGAAAAAUGCGCAAAGUAGUAAUCCUUGCAAAAAUAUAUCUGAAGAAGAACCAGGCAAAAUAGCAAAAGUUGUAUCGAGUCCACCUUCAGACAGAGGAGAUGUAUGUGUAUCGCCCGUAAAAAAUGACGAAGAUGGGAUAAAUUACAUCAAAUUGAAUAAACAACGAAAUUCUGUGGCGAGUAAAUUGGCUACUCAACUGAAUAGUGGUGUACCUCCUUCCAGUUAUCGAAAAGGAGUUGUUCCCAAAUAUCUUAAAGACAGAAAAGAAGCUUUAAAAAAAGAGGAACAGGCCAAAGCUGAUAUUAGUCGUGCAGAUUGUCCAGAAGGCUUUGUUGCUCUUCCCGAUGAAGACCGAAGGGAAACCUUGAGGAUGUUAAAAACACAAUACCAAGAGUGCGUCGACGAGCUAAAUAAAUUGCCAAUAAGGACCGAUACACUAAGGGCCCAAACGAAGAAAAUGGAAAUUGAAAAGAAGCUGAAUAAACUCGAGGAAGGUAUCAAAGUGUUUUCGAGGCCGAAUGUUAUCAUUAAAAUUGGCGCGUGAUCUGAUAAGUGAUAGCUUAUAAAGGGGACCAAACUCAUUUCAAAAACAAUUGCACUGAAAUUCGUUGAGUGAUAUAAACAAAGACCAUGUUUGAUUCAUUGUUC
Molecule: messenger RNA, 1499 nt
Organism: Belonocnema kinseyi
Lineage: Eukaryota; Metazoa; Arthropoda; Insecta; Hymenoptera; Cynipidae
Exons: 5
Coding region: 253-1395 (380 amino acids)
Cellular component (GO): cytoplasmic microtubule
Source: RefSeq, a predicted model, not a curated record